Molecule: messenger RNA, 2236 nt
Organism: Amaranthus tricolor (Joseph's coat)
Lineage: Eukaryota; Viridiplantae; Streptophyta; Magnoliopsida; Caryophyllales; Amaranthaceae
Product: ATP synthase subunit beta, mitochondrial
Exons: 9
Coding region: 229-1887 (552 amino acids)
Biological process (GO): proton transmembrane transport; proton motive force-driven mitochondrial ATP synthesis
Molecular function (GO): proton-transporting ATP synthase activity, rotational mechanism; ATP binding; ATP hydrolysis activity
Source: RefSeq, a predicted model, not a curated record
AAUUAAAAAAACAGAAAAUAUAACACCCUAACUAAAAUUUCGCAAAAAUCAAAGAUCAUAAAAUGUCCUACAUAUAAUACAAGAACAAAAACGACCGCACCAUCAAAACGCUACCGUUUUAUCAAAAACCACAACGGACCAAUUCCACCCAUAUAGACCACACACUCCAUCUCCCUUUCGAACCCUAAUUUCAUUUCUCCAUCCUCAUUUCUCUCUCCUCCAUCAUCAAUGGCGUCGCGAAGACUGGUACACUCUUUCGCUCGCUCUCUUCGCCGAUCUUCAAGACCAUCUCUAUCUUCUCCCAAACCAUCCUCUUACAAACGGCCUUCAUCUCGCGGUUAUCUUCUCAACAGAGUCGCUGAUUAUGCCUCAUCUUCCGCAGCUGCUGCUCCGCCUUCUUCUUCUCCUGUGAAAUCUGGAACUUCUGGUUCCGGGAAAAUCACCGAUGAUUUUACCGGAAAAGGGGCUAUCGGAAAGGUUUGUCAGGUGAUUGGUGCCGUCGUGGAUGUUCGAUUUGAUGAGGGUUUGCCCCCGAUCCUGACUGCCCUUGAGGUUCUUGAUAAUCAGAAUCGAUUGGUUCUUGAGGUUGCCCAGCAUUUGGGUGAGAGUAUGGUUAGAACUAUUGCUAUGGAUGGUACUGAAGGUCUUGUUCGUGGUCAACCUGUUUUGAAUACUGGAUCUCCUAUUACUAUUCCUGUUGGAAGAGCUACCCUUGGUCGUAUCAUGAAUGUCAUUGGAGAGCCAAUUGAUGAAAGGGGAGAAUUCAAGACCGACCACUAUUUGCCCAUUCACAGAGAGGCACCAGCUUUUGUUGAACAAGCAACUGAGCAGCAGAUCCUUGUUACUGGGAUUAAGGUCGUCGAUCUCCUAGCUCCAUACCAAAGGGGAGGAAAGAUUGGGCUGUUUGGAGGUGCUGGUGUCGGUAAAACUGUGCUUAUUAUGGAGCUGAUCAACAAUGUUGCCAAAGCUCAUGGUGGUUUCUCUGUGUUCGCUGGAGUUGGUGAGCGUACCCGUGAGGGUAAUGACUUGUACAGAGAAAUGGUUGAGAGUGGUGUCAUCAAGCUAGGUGACCAGCAGGCUGAAAGCAAAUGUGCUCUUGUCUACGGUCAAAUGAAUGAGCCUCCAGGUGCUCGUGCCCGUGUUGGACUAACUGGAUUGACAGUUGCUGAGCACUUCCGUGAUGCUGAGGGACAAGAUGUGCUGCUCUUUAUUGAUAACAUUUUCCGUUUUACCCAAGCCAACUCAGAGGUGUCUGCUUUACUUGGACGUAUUCCCUCUGCUGUCGGUUAUCAACCAACCUUAGCUACUGAUCUUGGAGGUCUUCAAGAGCGUAUUACGACCACCAAGAAGGGUUCCAUUACGUCUGUACAGGCUAUUUAUGUGCCUGCUGAUGACUUGACAGAUCCUGCUCCUGCCACAACAUUUGCUCACUUGGAUGCCACAACUGUGCUGUCCCGACAGAUUUCUGAGCUUGGUAUCUACCCUGCUGUCGACCCUCUUGAUUCUACAUCUCGUAUGCUUUCUCCUCACAUUUUGGGUGAGGAGCAUUACAACACUGCCCGUGGAGUGCAGAAAGUUCUUCAGAACUACAAGAAUCUCCAGGAUAUCAUUGCCAUUUUGGGUAUGGAUGAGUUGAGUGAAGAUGACAAAUUAACUGUGGCUCGUGCUCGUAAGAUUCAGAGAUUCUUAAGUCAGCCCUUCCAUGUUGCUGAGGUUUUCACGGGUGCUCCUGGCAAGUAUGUGGAGUUGAAGGAAAGCAUUACCAGUUUCCAGGGUGUCUUGGACGGUAAAUACGAUGACCUUUCUGAGCAAUCUUUUUACAUGGUUGGAGGAAUUGAAGAGGUUAUUGCCAAGGCUGAGAAGAUUGCCAAGGAAUCUGCAGCUUAAGAAAUCUGAGAUAGUAUGUUUUAUUUUUUGACUCUUCUUUGGCCCUUUGCCAUGAUAAUUGCCAUAAUAAUUUUAGGUUGACAAUGGCUUUACCAGCUCCAGAGUUUAGAAGGAUUUUUUUGGGGAAGCCAAACAAAUGAACAAGGGUUUUUGCAUUUUGUGUUGUUUAUCUUUGAUGUAAGAGUUUGGUGAUGAUGAUGCUCUAUCGAAGCAGAACUCUGUAGUGCAGAUGCUGCUAGCCUGUUAGUACUAUUCCUCCCAGUCAUUGAAUAAUUUGAGAGCAGGGGACAUGAUAAUGAACACUUGUAUAUUUGUUUUGUUUCCAUAGUUGAAAUUUUGAAUGUUUCAA